AUGUCAGUCAUCGAGCUGCGUCAUCCGUCGGGAUCGCGUGCUGAGGUGCAUUUGUACGGUGCAACAGUAAUAUCGUUCUACGCGGCUCAAGAGCCUGACCGCAAUGUGCUUUUUUUAUCGUCGCGAGCGGUGCUAGACUGUAGCAAGCCGAUCCGCGGUGGCAUUCCGCUUGUAUUCCCAGUGUUUGGCGCUGCCGAGGGUUUUCCAAAUCAUGGUUUCGCACGUAUCAACAACUGGAGGCUGAUCCAAAUGGACGAUAAUGUCAAAGAUGAGCAGCAACCCACAAUUGCGACCUUUGCCCUUGAUAUUUCACAGGGCAUUAGGACUAUGUACACAAACGAUUUCGAUAUUGUAUAUGAGGUCAAGCUAUUCGCAAAUUCUUUAACGACAGCCAUCCACAUUCAGAACAAUUCAGUGGAUACGAUGGCAUUUCAGGCUCUCCUGCACACGUAUCUGACGGUUGACGACGUUCGUCAUGGAGGUGUCACAGUCAAAGGUCUCAAGAGCCUAAAGUAUCAUGACAAGGUCGCGGGUUUUGAGAAGACUGAGGAGCGCGAUCUGUUGACUUUCGACCAGGAGACAGAUAAUGUCUAUGCUAACGCCCCAUCGCCCGUCGUGGUGUGCAUGAAGCGUGCAGACGGCAGGGAACAGAUUGUGACGAUUGAAAAGAGGGCUUCGAUCAAGAAUGGUGCAACCAGCACGGAUCAGCAAAGCGACAUAGUCGUAUGGAAUCCGUGGUUGGAUAAGGCUAAGGGCAUGAGCGACUUUGGAGACAAUGAAUACCUGAAAAUGCUCUGCAUCGAGCCUGGGCGUGUCAGCGAGCAGCAGAAACUUCCAGCCGGGCAAACUUUCACACUGCAACAGGCCAUCAAGCUAUCGGCGCUGUAG
Molecule: messenger RNA, 888 nt
Organism: Plasmopara halstedii
Lineage: Eukaryota; Oomycota; Peronosporomycetes; Peronosporales; Peronosporaceae
Product: aldose 1
Exons: 1
Coding region: 1-888 (295 amino acids)
Biological process (GO): carbohydrate metabolic process
Molecular function (GO): isomerase activity; carbohydrate binding
Source: RefSeq, a predicted model, not a curated record